Molecule: messenger RNA, 267 nt
Organism: Talaromyces stipitatus ATCC 10500
Lineage: Eukaryota; Fungi; Ascomycota; Eurotiomycetes; Eurotiales; Trichocomaceae
Exons: 2
Coding region: 1-267 (88 amino acids)
Source: RefSeq, a predicted model, not a curated record
AUGGCGCAGAAACCUGGUGGCCAGGAUAUUUCAAACCGAGUUGGAGAACAUCUUGAGAAACUAACUAAAGUAAUACUAAUAGGCGCAAGAGCAGUCCUUCCAGUCUUCCGCACAACCCCAAAGCCAGUCCUUUAUCGAGAGUCUGGAUUCUCUCCACCAGAAAUCGAACUAGAUCAAAUAGCCCUCCUUGCAACUGUCUGCCUACGGCGUCUCGACCCUUAUCACCCACUUCGAAGAUGCGCAGAACAGAUCGCUAGUAAUGGCUGA